UUUAUUUUCUAUUUUGUCGGCAAUUCACGAACUUCCAUUUAAAUACACAACCGUGUGGACUUUCCAACACUCAUUAAAAGGCGGAGCCACCCAAGUCAUAACCCAGCCCAACCCAAUCCAAGCCAACGCUACCAAACCCCACGUAACCCUUUGACAUUUUACCAAGUCAACCCCAAAAAACCAAAACUGGUUUUCAGCUUGUCUAGAGUGAAAAAAAAGAAAAGAAAAGGAAAGGACAAGAUAAACAUUGAGAUGCCAAAUUGCCAUUCUCUCUCUUUCGCUAUAUAUUAUUGUUUCCCCAGUCCCCACUCAUUACACCCCCUAACCCCUCUCUCCCUCUCUCUUUCUCUCUCUUAAAAAGUCAGCGCCUUCUUUUGUCUCCUCCCUAUAACAUCAGUUGCAGAAGGAAGGUACAGAUUCACAGACCUUGUCUCUGAAGCCAUGGAGGAUAUUGAUUGGGAUCUUCAUGCUGUGGUCCGAGGCUGCACCACCUCCACCUCCAACCCUUCUACAACCACGACCACCACCAUCAACAGCAACAGCACUGCCAGUGGCUAUAGAUCAGAUUAUUAUCCUCAAUACUCUUGCUUUUCUGGUUUUGGAAGUGAGCAAGAUGGGCAUCUUUUCUCUCAUCCAGAUCCCUUUGAAACAAGAAAUGCUAUUGGAGAAUUGCAUGAGCUUUACAAGCCAUUCUUUCCCAAAUCUCAGCAGCCCCUUUAUUCUCCACAAGCCUGCACACCCCUCUCUUCUUUUUCUUCUAUUACCAGUUUUACCAAGGAACAGCCACAGCAACAGCAAAAACAGCCACAGCCUAAGCAGUCUCAUACUGGUUCUGUGAUUAGUAGUGCAAAUUCUCAUACACCUCGAUCCAAAAGAAGAAAGAACCAGUUAAAGAAAGUAUGCCAAGUACCAGCUGAGGCUCUCUCUUCAGAUGUGUGGGCAUGGCGAAAAUAUGGGCAGAAGCCUAUCAAAGGCUCUCCUUAUCCAAGGGGUUAUUACAGAUGCAGCAGCUCAAAAGGGUGUUUGGCCCGGAAACAGGUGGAAAGAAACAGAUCCGACCCAGGAAUGUUCAUAGUGACCUACACAGCAGAGCACAACCACCCAGCUCCUACUCACAGAAACUCUCUAGCAGGCAGCACCCGUCAGAAGACCUCAACACCUCAAACUGGCAAAGCUAAUGAUUCUAGCAAACCAUCAUCACCAGCCAAACCCGCUUGCUCAUCUCCAGCAACUUCUCUGGAAGAUGAGCUAUUAGCUCAAAGUACUUCAAACACAGAAUUAAGCAGAGAAGAGAAAGAUAUAACGGAAGAUGAUGAUGAAGAUGAGAUUGGUGGGUUCUCAGAUAUAGCUGUUAGUGACGAUUUCUUUGCGGGUGUAGAGGAGUUUGUUGGUCCUGCCACCGAAGAUUACUUCCCUGAUCAUUUUCCAGCAAGUUUUGGUCAGCCCUGGCUUGCUAACAAUGCUGCCACGGCAGCCGAAAGUAUUUGACAUUAGUUGAGAAUGGCAUCUCUGACAUCGGUCUUAUGCUUUUCUUUUAUUUUUUUUGCUUUUUUUCUUUUCGGUUACUUGUAUCAUUUUGCUGGAAGUAGAAUCUCAAAGGCAUCAAUGCCUUGUGCCUGUGAAGUGAGUGCCGCGGGUGAAAAGUAAAGAGUUUAUUCCUUUUGUUGAUCUUUAGACUGUUAGUAAAUUGGUCUGUACAUUUAUCCGCCUUUUGCUUUUGCUAUGUCAAGGCAUUUAAUUACUUACGAGGGUGAGAACUUUGGUUG
Populus euphratica (Euphrates poplar) is the source of this 1766-nucleotide messenger RNA. It is a transcript of the gene WRKY22, whose product is annotated as WRKY family transcription factor. Gene Ontology annotation, molecular function: transcription cis-regulatory region binding; DNA-binding transcription factor activity. The coding region runs from base 442 to 1488 and encodes 348 amino acids. Gene Ontology annotation, cellular component: nucleus. The transcript has 3 exons. The record is from RefSeq and is a predicted model, not a curated record. Lineage: Eukaryota; Viridiplantae; Streptophyta; Magnoliopsida; Malpighiales; Salicaceae. Gene Ontology annotation, biological process: regulation of DNA-templated transcription.